Messenger RNA from Exophiala bonariae, 4059 nucleotides. RefSeq lists its product as uncharacterized. The coding region runs from base 1 to 4059 and encodes 1352 amino acids. Lineage: Eukaryota; Fungi; Ascomycota; Eurotiomycetes; Chaetothyriales; Herpotrichiellaceae. The transcript has 4 exons. The record is from RefSeq and is a predicted model, not a curated record. Gene Ontology annotation, molecular function: FAD binding; molybdopterin cofactor binding; iron ion binding.
AUGGACGACAGAUGUGGAUUCUGUACGCCAGGAAUAGUAAUGUCUCUCUACGCUAUGAUGAGGAAUGCCUGGAACCCGGAGUCUAAGGCCUUCCAUCUAUCAGCAAGUACGAUUGAACUCGAGGGACAUCUCGAUGGCAAUCUCUGCCGCUGUACAGGAUAUAAGCCAAUCCUGGAAGCUGCGAAAUCUUUCAUUCUUGAGGAUGUGAAGCAAACAAUCAUAUCAGAGGAGACCAAUAAAUCAUCAUCAGAGCUGAGCGAUGAUGAUCAAGCGCCAACGAGAGGAGAACUGACAAAGAUCAUAGGAACAGCACCAGCCUCAUGCGGUCGACCUGGUGGUUGUUGUAGGGACAAGGUCGAAGGCACAUCUCCUGCUCAGCCGCAAUCCGAUGCUACCUCCGAAACGAGUCACAGUGACUCUUCAUGUGAUGCUACAUCUACGCAGAAUUCGGGCGGAUCCUCAGACGAUCUGACACAAUCAGAUAGGGAUGACAAAACGACCAAAGCAUCCUAUGGUGCUCCUGUGAAGAAAAGAGAUCGAGAUCCACCCCCCGGGGAAGAGGGAGAAGGUUUUAAAUCUGCGACCGACGUGGAAGCCAAGCCUGUAGUUUCGGGUAACGCUGAUAAGACGGUCAAACCUUUCAAAAAAUAUCUUCCGGCAUCCGAAUUACUGUUUCCGGCAGCCUUGCGACGAUUUAAGGAAGAGCCAAUAUGCUACGGGACCAGUGACAAGAUUUGGCUACGACCAACAUCACUAGCACAACUUCUCAAACUGAAGUCUUUGGAACCAUCUGCGAAGCUUGUGGGAGGUUCUAGCGAGGUUCAAGUUGAGAUCCGCUUCAAGAACUCACAGUUCGCUGUUAUUGUCUAUGUCGCAGAAAUUCCGGAAUUGAUUCACGUUGGUCUUCCUUCAAGCGAACACGAAAUAUCGGCAAUGACAGAGCUGGAGUUUGGUGCCAACGUGACAUUGACGCAGUUGGAACAUCUCUGCAAGAUCCUUUAUGAGAAACUUGGUCAACGAGGGCUGGUGUUGGAAGCCUGCAGGAAACAAUUGAGGUAUUUUGCAGGGCGACAGAUUCGGAAUGCGGCUUCUCUGGCGGGGAAUUUGGCCACAGCGUCUCCUAUCUCGGAUAUGAAUCCAGUGCUGAUGGCCGCCGGGGCUACUAUCAUUGCUCAUAGCGAUCAGCGACAGGAACUGACACUACCUAUGGACAAGUUCUUCCUCUCAUAUCGCAAAACUAGUCUCCCUGCCGAAGCCGUCAUUGGGAGAAUAAGGAUUCCAAUUCCUCCAACGGGAGUUUCGGAAGUUUUCAAGGCUUAUAAGCAAGCCAAAAGAAAAGAUGAUGAUAUCGCGAUUGUAACUGCAGCAUUCAGAGUGCGACUUAGCGUGGACGGCAAAAUUGAGCAGAUCAGCCUAGCAUAUGGCGGAAUGGCUCCAACAAGCAUUCUGGCUGGGAAAACCCAGACCCAAUUGCACGGCAUGCCUUGGUAUGAUGCUCAAACUUUGGACACAGGGCUUCGGUCUCUCCGUGAAGAGCUCCAUCUAGACUAUGGAGUUCCGGGCGGCAUGGCGACUUACAGGGUCACGCUAGCUCUGUCGUUCUUUUUCCGUUUCUGGCACGAGGUUGUUGCAGAACUCAAGCUUGGAGCAGUUGACGUCGACCUCGUUGCAGAAAUCCAUAGAGGCAUCUCAUCCGGAUCCAGAGAUAACUACAACCCCCAUGAGCAGCGGGUGGUAGGCAAGCAAAUUCCGCAUUUGUCCUCAGUGAAGCAAACUACAGGGGAAGCAGAAUAUGUCGAUGAUAUGCCAAGGCAAGAUCGUGAACUGCAUACAGCCUUUGUUUUCUCCCAGCGAGCGCAUGCCAAGCUGGUGAAGAUAGAUUGGUCACCCGCAAUUGGCCCGGGCCUUGCACUGGGUUAUGUGGACAAGAACGACCUUACUGAGGAGCAGAACUUAUGGGGAUCUAUCAAGAAAGAUGAACCAAUCUUUGCUGAUGGCCUUGUCGAAUCUCACGGCCAGGUUAUUGGGAUGGUAUAUGCCGAAACGGCCUUAGAGGCGCGCAAGGCUGCAAGAUUGGUGAAUGUUGUCUAUGCAGAUCUUCCAACAAUCCUCACGAUCGAUGAAGCAAUCGAGGCAAAGAGCUUUUUCCCUUACGGGAAAGAGCUGAAGAAGGGUGCCGCCCUUCACUCAAACAUGGCAGCGGCCUUCGAUCGAUGUGAUAAAAUCCUAAGCGGUACUAUAAGAAUGGGUGGCCAAGAGCAUUUCUACCUUGAGACGAACGCUGCUCUUGCUGUUCCGCAUUCAGAGGACGGAACGAUAGACAUCUGGUCUUCGACACAAAACACUAUGGAGACCCAAGAGUUCGUCAGUCAUGUUCUAGGUGUCCCAAGCAACCGUGUCAAUGCCAGAGUCAAACGACUUGGCGGCGGCUUCGGAGGUAAGGAAUCCAGGAGUGUGCCCAUUGCUUGCGCUGUCGCUCUCGCAGCGAAAAAAGAGAAACGGCCCAUGCGUUGCAUGCUCGAUCGCGACGAAGACAUGAUGACCAGUGGUCAACGUCACCCUUUUCAAGCACGCUUUAAGAUGGGCGUUAUGAAAGAUGGUACCUUGGUUGCCUUGGAUAUCGACAUCUAUGACAACGCCGGCUUUUCAUGCGACAUGAGUACUGCAGUCAUGGACCGCUGCUGUACUCAUGUUGAUAAUUGUUAUGAGAUUCCAAACGUUCACAUUCGAGGCCAUGUGUGCAAAACUAACACCCACAGUAAUACGGCGUUUCGGGGUUUCGGUGGACCUCAAGGCAUGUUCAUCACCGAAACUAUCAUGUCUGCUGUGGCCGAGGGCCUCGAUAUCCCUAUCGAUAGCCUUAGACUCCACAACUUGUACAAGAACAACGACCACACACCAUUCUUGCAAAAGAUUGACGAGGAUUGGCACAUCCCGCAGCUCCUUUCAGAACUUCGGGAUGAAUGUAAGUACGACUUGAGAAGGUCUGAUAUUCAGAAGUUCAACCAGGCAAAUCGAUGGAAGAAGAGGGGCAUCAGCAUGAUCCCUGCGAAAUUCGGAAUCAGCUUCGCCACCGCAAUUCAUCUCAAUCAAGCCAGUGCUGCUGUCAAGAUCUUUGCUGAUGGAAGCGUCCUCUUGCACCACGGGGGAGUAGAAAUGGGUCAGGGACUGUACACAAAGAUGUGCCAAGUUGCUGCUCAGGAAUUGGGUGUUCCCAUUGACGCGGUCUAUACUUCAGACACGUCUUCAUACUACACUGCCAAUGUUUCCCCAACCGCUGCAUCCUCUGGCAGCGAUUUGAAUGGUAUGGCAGUCAAGGACGCUUGUGACCAGCUCAAUAUGCGUCUGAAGCCUUACUGGGAAAAAUUCGGAGCGGAUGCUGACAUGAAAACUAUCGCUCAUGCAGCGUAUCUUGACCGUGUCAAUCUCUCCGCAUCCGGAUUUUGGAAAAUGCCAAAAGUCGGCUACAAGUGGGGAAACUUUGAUUUCGACACUGUAAACCCAAUGUACUACUACUUUACACAGGGCGUGGCCUGCAGUGAAGUUGAGGUUGAUCUGCUUACGGGCGAUCACACUGUUCUCCGAACUGACAUCAAGAUGGAUGUUGGUCGCUCUAUCAAUCCUGCCAUCGACUAUGGACAGAUAGAGGGGGCGUUCGUGCAAGGCCAGGGCUUGUUCACGAUGGAGGAGUCACUUUGGACGAGAAGCGGCCAGCUUUUUACGCGAGGGCCAGGGACAUACAAGAUUCCCGGAUUCAGCGACAUCCCUCAGGAAUUCAACGUCAGCUUCCUGCAAGGAGUAUCUUGGCGUCAUCUCCGCUCUAUACAGAGUAGCAAGGGAGUUGGAGAGCCUCCUUUGUUCCUUGGUGCAGCAGUCCUCUUUGCAUUAAGGGAUGCUCUGCUGAGCGCGAGAAAGGACAACGAUGUCAAGGAGCACUUGACAUUUGACAGCCCUGCAACUGCGGAAAGAAUUCGUCUAGCUGCAGGUGACAGUAUUCUCGAGAUGAGCAGAGUCGCACCUAAAGCCGGCGAGAAAACCUUUUUCGUCGCAGUUGCUUAG